Molecule: messenger RNA, 2978 nt
Organism: Talaromyces proteolyticus
Lineage: Eukaryota; Fungi; Ascomycota; Eurotiomycetes; Eurotiales; Trichocomaceae
Exons: 4
Coding region: 323-2689 (788 amino acids)
Source: RefSeq, a predicted model, not a curated record
CAGCCGUCUCUAUUUCUCUACGCUCUUUUUCAAUAUUAGCUAUCCGAUUCCUGAUUUCACUUAGGGCUGGUUCCUUGCCUAGAUUGGUAAAUACGUACAGCAUUUUGCACAUCCGAUGUGUUUGUAGUUGUUUGCCGGGCUGUUGGCGGUUGAUGAUCAACUGAUGUUUUUGGGCGAUCUUACUGCUGCGAUUUCAGCCGUGCACUAAGAUACUUCAUACGCUUUCAUGACAAUCUGACCUCAGAGAUUUCAAGCCCAUACACUGUCUGGAGUAAAUAGAAUAUUUUACACUACAGUCACCUGCUCAACUUUUGAUCCUGCAAUGGCUCGACGUGAUCACCCCGCCGAUGAAUCCUACGAGGAAGAUAACAUCUACGAGGAAUCUGAUCGACGCAGACGAGAUAGAGAAGACCGGUUCUACGAGCCUGAGCCCGAUAGUCGUCACCAACGACACCGCUCAUCCCUUGUUCGCGAGAUUGACGAACGGAUUCGGUUCCGCGAUCGAAGUCGGCCUGAGUUUCCGCUUCCAGAUCCCCGGCCACCUCUCAAAGAUGAGGUUGAGGAUGAGGGUGAUUUUGUCCGCCCGCGGCGUCGUGAACGUGAAUAUUUAGAUGACCUUGGGCCAGAAAGAGAGACUAAGGAGGUCUACAUUCGUCGCAAAUCUUCGCCAUCGAGGGAUCGGCAUCGAUACAGAAGGCUGUCUAAAGACGAUGUCGUGUUUGAAGAGGAUGAUAGAGGACCCCGAUCACGCAAUGAUGAGGAUAUUCUCAUCAAGAAACGGGAGGAAAUUCGAUCUCGAAGUAAUGAGGCUAAGCGCGACGAGGCCAUCUUCCACAGACGAGAUCGGUCAUUACCGCCCCAUAGGGACAGGUUUGACGAGGUGGCUUUUGAGGAUGAGAGAAGGAGAAGGCGAGCCAAAAGUCGUGAUAGGGAGGAAGAUCAAGAAUACAGUGACGAAGAGAUAGAGAAGGAAGAAAAGGUUAUUUUCGGUCGUCAUGAACGCUCACCACAAAGAGAAGGGGUUAUACGUGAGGAUGUCAAAUAUCGCAGACGUUCACUUCCGCCGCUCGAUGACGACCGAGAAGAACUUAUGUUUCGUCGUAGAGAUUAUUCUCCAAGAAGUCGACGGCGAAAGGAUUUUUCUCCCCAGGAAGAGCGCGAGGAGGUUCUUAUUCGCCGCCGAGACCGAUCGCCGCCUCAGCGUGAAAUAAGAGAGAGAGUUUUGGUACGUGAAAGAGACAGGUCGAUUCCAGACCGCGAUGAGGAUCGCGAGGAAGGCCCUUCUCGUCGUCGAAAUCGCUCUGUGCCGAGUCGAGACGAAGCCGGUUUUCGACCUAGAAGACGGUUGUCCUCUUCAGGAAAAGAUGAUCGGGAAGAGAUUACCAUUCGCCAUCGUGAACGUUCAGCGUCGAAGGAACGGGGAGAAGAGGAUCGAGAGGAAAUAAGAAUCCGGCGAAGAGAACUAUCACAUUCCCGUCGUCGCCCCCGGUCACCUGAGGAAGAGAUUGAUCGUGACGAAAUUCGCGUUCGCCGACACCACUAUCCGCGUCCCAAGAACGAGGAUCUCCAAGAGGAAGUAGCUGUUCGACUGCGAUCUGGUGGGAUUGACGAAGAUGAUCGCGACGAUAUUAUUCUGCGCAAAAGCAUGCGGAACCGAAGAGGAUCGCCGAACCCUGAAGGUGACCGAGAUGAAAUUACCAUUCGUGACAACCCCGAGGGAGAGAGGGUUGAAAUUCGGCGCACCCAUAGUCCUCCUCCUCGAGCACGUUCCCAAUCACGGCAUCGCUCAGAUGAGAGAGAUAUCGAGAUUCGGCAGAGCGAGCGUGAAGGACGACGAGGAAGAAGAGAGCAUGAAAGAGAUAUAAUCAUACGCAAGACCAAAGAGUCCUCGUCCUCGUCAGAAUCGUCCCCUAAACCCCCGUCUGUCAUACGCAAACCUCCCAUCAUUCAAGAAGUUAUCACGCAUCACCGUCACAUAGAGAGCUUUGAAAGAGCAUCUCCUCCUCGAAAACAUAGCCCUGACACCACCAAGUCCCAGAAUGGCAGCGUUGAUGAAGUUGAAAUAGAACAACGAAUCGAACGAGAUGGAAAUUCAUUUGAGGAUGAUAUCGUCAUCGAAAAACGAGAUAUCUCUCCACAUGGGCGAAAGUCUCCUACUGAAGAAAGGGGGUCUAUUAUCACUCGUUCAAAGCCUAGUGAUCUCCAUUAUAAUGAGGUGAGAGAAAUCGCAAUUCGGGAAGUCGAGCGAGAACGCGAAAUGGAUUCCGAAGCGAGCCGUGAUGGGCGAAGCCAUGCUAGCUUUCGAGAAAAACGCGAUCGUCGACAGACCGAAAUCACAAAAGACCUGGUUAUACGAGAGGCGAUUGAGCGAGCUGGUUAUGACUAUGAAGAAUCAGACAGAUUCUACUACAUUUUCGACUAUCUUCGUUUUGACGAUGUCCAGAGGCUCGUUGAUAUCACCGAGGAUAUACUACGUUCUCGCCGUGGGCGACCUCGCGACGGAUUUCGCGAGCGAGACAUUCUUUCACCGCUCCCUGUAAUCCCUGGACCACCACCACCUCCUCUUGCUCCUCGACCACCGGUGGUUUUAGAGAUAGAGCGGGAAGCAUACCGUCCAAGGGACGUGCGGUAUCGAGAACGAGACGUGCUGGUAGAGGGCAGACGACCACGACGAUACCGCGAGAUUUGAUAUAGUGAAGAUUUACGAUGAGUUUAAUGUGUUACGACUGCGACGAUAUUGAGAUGACAUCAUAUUUUCAUAGCACAGGUAUACCACUAAAUACUCGUAUUAAUCAGCUGUGCCAGAAUGAUCAUUUGUAAAGAUCUUGGGCACAGCCACUUUGUAUGUAUUCUUGUAUGAAUAUUACUGAUGGAUACUGCAGCGGGUCCAACCCACUUCAGGAGAAUUAUAAACCAUGGAUGAAUCAUGCUGGACCGCGACAAUCCAGUGGCACAGCAUGAUUAAUUACUCCCAGGAA